AGCUGUGAGCAGAGAGAGCAGCCAGAUCCCCUCCAUGCCACUCCAGAGCCGUGUGUGCCACUCGGCCCCUCUCUAUGAGCAUUGAGCAGUAACUGCCUUUUCGUUGUUGGUCUUCGUCGUCGCGGUCGUCGCCUUCUCCGACGAGCUUUUCGACAGGAUGAAGUUAUUCGACUGUGAACACAAUUUUUACGGCAUCAAAACUGCCAUUACACUCGAAGCGACGAACCAGGUCGUCGAGAGGUGCGUCGUGAACCCGAAAGAUAAGGUGGUGCCGUUCUUAACACGCCGAAAACUGCCGGUGCUUGAGCUCGACAACGGAACAUACCUGUUCAACUCGAAUGCCAUAUGCAGAUUUUUAUGGGAAAGGAGUGGAAAAAAUGAGCUCGACUUAUCGGACGAAGAAUGGUGCGAGUGGGAGGCUGUCAAAUUGCAGCCUGCGGUUGUGACCGUGCUCUUGGAAACGUUGCUGCAUGGAAAAGCGGAUAUUGCUGUAAAAGCGUUGUUGAAGAGUCUCUUGAAAUUCCUGGACAGUCACCUGUCGAAACAUUCCACGUUAUCCAGGGGAACGCAGGGCUUUGGAUUCAGCGAUGUGAUUGUGUGGUCUGCACUGUACCCACUUCGUGCUGAGGGUGCCCUCUUUGCUGAGUUAGUAGCACCAUUCAGGCCUCUGGUGUCGUGGUUUGAAAAGCUGGAGAAGAAUGAGUGUUUUGUGACAGGAGCCAGGCACAUUCUCUCCAAGAGUGAUUCUGCUGCCUUCAAAGAAUCUUUAACAUGCCUGACCACAAGUCUGCCCCAAGCACCUUCCUCUAAACCAGCAGCUGCAUCUCCGGUGAAAGUGACAUCUCCGGUGAAGCUGACAUCUCCGGUGAAGCUGACAUCUCCGGUGAAGCUGACAUCUCCAAUGAAGGUGAAAGCGAAAGUUGAGGCCAAUGGUGAAGCCAGUCCAGAAAUAAAGCUAGAAGAAGAAAAAGAGCUGAGUGCUGCUGAGGUUGGAAAAGCCUUUUUGGCCUGGAAUGAUCCAAAGAACCUGGCAAAAGAGCUCAAGAAAAAGCCUUGUCCCAUCCUGCCAAAAAAAGGGGAAAGGAAUGUUUUGAUCACAAGCGCCCUGCCAUAUGUCAACAACGUGCCUCACCUUGGAAACAUUGUGGGCUCCGUGUUAAGUGCGGAUGUCUUUGCAAGGUACUGCAGACUCAGGAAUUGGAACACGCUGUACGUAUGUGGCACUGACGAGUAUGGCACAGCCACGGAAACCAAGGCCCUGGAAAUGGGCAUUACUCCCAGAGAAAUCUGCGACCGUUUCAACAAGCUUCAUGCGGACAUUUACAAGUGGUUCAACAUCUCCUUUGAUCACUUCGGAAGGACCACCACGGAGCAACAGACCAAGAUUGCCCAAGAUAUCUUCUUGAAACUGCACAAGAACCAGUACAUGCGUGAAGAAGUAGUUGAACAGCUCUUCUGCAACCGCUGUGAAAGGUUUCUGGCUGACAGGUUUGUGGAGGGCACCUGCCCCUUCUGUGCAUAUGAGGACGCCCGGGGCGACCAGUGCGACCUCUGCUCCAAACUCAUCAACCCUACCGAGCUUAAGCAAGCACGCUGCAAGCUCUGUAAGGAACCCCCAGUCCUCAAGACGUCCAGACACCUCUUCUUAGACCUGCCCAAGCUGGAGCCGGCCUUUGGGGAGUGGUACAGGAAAAAGACUGAGGGGGACGAGUGGACGCAGACUGCGAAGGUGAUAACGCAUGCCUGGGUCAGAGACGGCCUCAAGCCCCGCUGCAUCACCCGGGACCUCAAGUGGGGCACUCCUGUGCCACUCCACGACUACAAGGACAAGGUGUUCUACGUGUGGUUUGACGCCCCGAUCGGCUACCUGUCCAUCACGGCCAACUACACGCCCGACUGGGAGCUGUGGUGGAAGCAGCCGGACCAGGUGACUCUGUACCAGUUCAUGGCCAAGGACAACGUGCCCUUCCACGGCAUUGUGUUCCCCAUGACCCAGCUGGGCACCCACGAGCACUACACCACCGUCGACCACCUCGUUGCCGUCGAGUAUCUCAAUUACGAAGACUCCAAGUUUUCCAAGAGCCGGGGCAUUGGAGUCUUUGGAAAUGACGCUCAGGACACUGGAAUUCCUGCUGACGUCUGGAGGUUCUAUCUCAUGUACCAGCGUCCUGAACAUCAGGACACCAGUUUCUGUUGGAAUGACCUGCUCAUGAAGAACAACUCGGAACUGCUCAACAACCUGGGCAACUUCAUCAAUCGAGCACUGACCUUCCUCUCAAACAACUUCGGGGGCAUUGUGCCCGAGCUGCAGCUCCUGGAAGAGGACAAGGUGGUCAUUGCCAAGGUGGCAUCACUGGUCGAGCACUACGUCAGCCUCAUGGACAAAGUCAGGCUUCGGGAUUCCAUCCGGUGCAUCCUGAGUGUCAGCAAAGUGGGCAACCAGUACAUCCAGUUCAACAAGCCCUGGGAGCUCGUCAAAGGCACUCCCGCACAGAAGCUGCGUUCAGCGACGGUCAUCGGCCUGUCGGCCAACAUUGCUUGCCUGCUGUCUGGGCUGCUGCAGCCUUUCAUGCCAGAGACCAGCGAAGCCCUGAGGCAUCAGCUCAAUAUCCCCCUGUUCCAGCUGGAGCCACACUUCGCUCCUCUUUUGAAAGCAGGCCACCAAAUCAACAAACCGGUCCCACUCUUCAAGAAGAUAGAGCAAUCCACCCUCGACACAUUGAAGAAGAGGUUCGAAGGAAAGAGUCCAACUCCCGAGAAGAAGGUUGUGAAUGGGACCCAGAAUGGCGAGGUCAACCACGAAAAUGCCAACAAGGCUUCAGGGGACGUUUCCCAGACUCCGGAGGAGCUUGCCCGGUGUGUUCAAAACCAGGGAAACAAGGUGCGGGAGCUCAAGGCGGCCAAGGCAGACAAGGCGACCGUCGAGAAGGAAGUGGCCUGCCUCCUGGAGCUCAAGAAGCAGCUCGCACUGUCCCUGGGACAGGAGCCAGAGGAGCCCAAGCGUCAGCCUCAGAAGAAAAAAAAAUGACUCAAGCUUGCUCUGCGAGAACCAAUACAUUAUUUAUUUCGGCACAUAAAAUAAAACAAGACGACGACGUACA
Molecule: messenger RNA, 3101 nt
Organism: Ixodes scapularis (black-legged tick)
Lineage: Eukaryota; Metazoa; Arthropoda; Arachnida; Ixodida; Ixodidae
Gene: MetRS
Product: methionine--tRNA ligase, cytoplasmic
Exons: 21
Coding region: 158-3028 (956 amino acids)
Biological process (GO): methionyl-tRNA aminoacylation
Cellular component (GO): aminoacyl-tRNA synthetase multienzyme complex; cytosol
Molecular function (GO): ATP binding; methionine-tRNA ligase activity
Source: RefSeq, a predicted model, not a curated record